GCUUUAGACAACAGUGAUUUCACAAUGGGUUCCAUCAGUGAAGCAAAUGCAGAAUUUGCUUUUGAUGUAUUCAAAGAGCUCAAAGUCCACCAUGUUCAUGACAACAUCUUCUUCUCCCCCCUGAGCAUCCUUUCAACCCUCGCCAUGGUCUAUCUGGGAGCAAGAGGUAACACUAAAUCUCAGAUGAAGAAGGUUCUUCACUUUGAUAACAUUACAGGAAUUGGAGACGCUAUUGACUAUGAGUGUGACGCUUCUGAAUACAUCCACAAUGCACUCAAGGAUCUUCUCUCAGACCUCACCAUGCCAAAUGCUACAUACCUACUGAAGUUUGCUGACAAACUCUAUAUUGAAAAAACAUACCCCAUUCUUCCGGAAUACUUAAAGUGUGCAAAGAAAUUCUACAAAGCAGGAAUGGAAGAAGUUGACUUCAAAACAGCUGCAGAGGAAGCAAGACAGCUCAUUAAUUCCUGGGUGGAGAAAGAGACAAAUGGACAGAUCCAAGAUUUCCUUGUGUCAGGCUCUGUUGGUAAAGAUACUGCACUGGUCGUUGUGAAUGCCAUUUACUUCAAAGCGAUAUGGAAGACAGAAUUUAAAGAAGACGAGACUCAGGAAGUGCCCUUCAGUGUGACAGAGCAAGAAAGCAAACCUGUGCAAAUGAUGUAUCAGAACAGUACUUUCAAAAUAGGAUUUGUGCCUUCAGAGAAAAUUAAGAUCCUGGAGCUGCCAUAUGCCAGUGGAAAGCUGAGCAUGCUGGUGCUGUUGCCUGAUGACGUCUCUGGUCUGGAGCAGCUUGAGAAAAAAAUCAACUUUGAUAAAUUUACGGAGUGGACCAGUCCGAGUGUGAUGGAAAAGAAGAAAGUGAAAGUGUACCUCCCGCGCAUGAAGAUUGAGAAAAAAUACAACCUCAUAGCUGUCUUAAAGGCCUUGGGUAUGACCGACCUGUUCACCUCUGCAGCCGAUCUGUCUGGCAUCUCUGCAGCAAAGACCCUGAAGAUAUCAGAGGCCACCCAUAAGGCAUACAUGGAAGUCAACGAAGAGGGCACUGAGAUGGCUAGCUCAACAGAUGUGACUGGAGACGUCAAACAAUCUUCUGAGUUUGAAGAGUUUAAGGCUAACCACCCUUUCCUUUUCUUCAUCAAACAUAAUCCAACCAACAUCAUCCUUUUUGUUGGUAAAUAUUGUUCUCCCUAA
Melopsittacus undulatus (budgerigar) is the source of this 1191-nucleotide messenger RNA. RefSeq names its product ovalbumin-related protein Y-like. Bases 25 to 1191 code for a protein of 388 amino acids. The transcript is spliced from 7 exons. NCBI's taxonomy places the organism in Eukaryota, Metazoa, Chordata, Aves, Psittaciformes, Psittaculidae. Gene Ontology annotation, biological process: negative regulation of endopeptidase activity. The record is from RefSeq and is a predicted model, not a curated record. Gene Ontology annotation, molecular function: serine-type endopeptidase inhibitor activity.